Molecule: messenger RNA, 2630 nt
Organism: Darwinula stevensoni
Lineage: Eukaryota; Metazoa; Arthropoda; Ostracoda; Podocopida; Darwinulidae
Source: the annotation of a GenBank genome assembly
GCUGAGAACAAGUCAGAACUCCUUUGCACGGCCAUCCAUCCUCAUCCGUUCUUGUCAUGGUGUCAAACUGUAACGACAUGACGGUGGCCGACUUGGCCCGAAUCCUUUGUGACUGUCCGUGCUGUCAAGGGGUGUGUGAAGCAUGCGGACUGGUGCAGGACAUCCAGCGUCAGGUCCAGCGCCUGUCCGGCCAGAAAAAGAAUCACCUGGUGGUGGCACAAAAGUCCAUGAUUGUCUGCGGUCGCCGUGGUCCCGUCUGCCAUCAGCUUCAGUUUACCAUCGCGGAUUUCAACAACGACCUGAAGAAAGGGGGGCGGAAGCCCCGGCUGGGCUUUCCCGGUCUCGUCACCCUCGUGAGAGUCAUCAACCGGAAGAAGUUCAAAAGGAUGCUCAACCGGGAGCUCAUUCAGUUCAGCGAAUCUUCCAAGUCGGGGAACCAGAUUUCCGAGUUCAUCUGCUCUACCUUCCUCGAUAAGCAGCAGGAGUUGGACUUGCCGUCGCUGCGGAUCCCGGAGGAGGAGGGGGAGAGUGUGGGGGAGGAGAAGGAAAAGAUGAAGGGAGUGAGAGAAGUGGAAGGUGGCGAAGGUGGUACGGGACCCGGGACGGGGACUCGGAUGAACCAGGUUCCCGGCAUCAAACCCCUGUCCAUCACCCAAACCAACUCGAUCGUGACCCUACAAAAACUGCCCCGCUUCGGAGUGGAGACCCCCCACGAAUCCGCCCUCGCCGACCUGAUGAGUCGAAACCUGAACGAUUGGGGGCUGGACAUCUUCCAGGUCUCCAGUCUCACUGGUGGCCGACCUCUCACCGCCGUUACUUACACCAUACUCGAGCAACGGGACCUACUGAAGACAUUCAAGAUCCCAGGGAAGACGCUCAUUGCGUUCCUCAUGACACUAGAGGACCACUACCAAAAGAUCCCAUACCACAACAACCUCCAUGCGGCUGAUGUCACCCAGUCCAUCCACUACCUCCUCAACUCCAAUGCCCUUCAGUCGGUAUUCACACCACUGGAGACCCUUGCAGCCAUCUUUGCUGGUGCAAUACAUGACGUUGACCAUCCUGGAGUCACCAAUCAGUUCCUCAUAAAUACAAGUUCGGAGCUGGCCAUCAUGUAUAAUGAUGAGAGUGUGCUGGAGAACCAUCACCUGGCUGUGGCCUUCAAGAUCCUUCAGAAUCCAGAGCUGGACAUCUUAGCCAGCCUCAACAAGAAACAGAGACAGACUCUGAGGAAAAUGACUAUUGACAUGGUGCUGGCAACAGACAUGUCAAAGCACAUGUGCCUCUUAGCUGAUCUCAAGACCAUGGUGGAAACAAAGAAGGUGGCCGGGUCUGGUGUCCUUCUCCUCGAUAACUAUACAGAUCGCAUUCAGGUGCUGCAGAACAUGGUGCACUGUGCUGACCUGAGCAACCCAACCAAGCCAAUGGCAUUAUACUCUCGCUGGGUGGACUUGCUCCUUGAGGAAUUCCAUCUCCAGGGUGACAAAGAACGCCAACUCAGCAUGGAAAUCAGUCCCAUGUGUGAUCGAUUCAACGCCACUGUUGAAAAGUCCCAGGUUGGAUUCAUUGACUACAUUGCCCACCCACUGUGGGAGACUUGGGGUGACCUGGUGCAUCCAGAUGCUCAGAACAUCUUGGACAAUCUGGAGGAAAAUCGACACGCAUACAGCAUAAUGAUUCCGUCAUCACCGACGUCCACUGUCAGUGGUUCCCACGAGCUCAGCAGCGAGAACCAGCCACCAUCGUUGGAGUCCCAGAGGAUGGACCGCAAGUCCCCCGUCAAGAUCACGGUCGGUCAUGCCGAUCAAGGUGCCAACACUAACAAUCAAUGAUCCGUGACUCCUGGGUCUCGAUCUUCACGUUCCAAAGCCCUUGCCCUUUGAAGGACCUCAAAGGACCAUGCCCUCGUGGAUCGAGCGGCGCCUUUCGCGUGUGCUUUCAAAACUACUCCCCCUGCUUCGUGGAGAGAGACACAAAAGAAGAAAGUAUUCUCCUUUUUUUAUUUGUAUCAUCUCCUGCUCUCUCUUUCUGUCUCCAUCGACCCAACCUUUUUGACCGUGAUUUGUUGGAGGGUUCUCUCCAUGAGCGUGCCUCAGUGAGUUUCACUUGUGAUGAUGGGUUCUGGAGAAAAAAUCUAGAGAGAUCCUCCUACGUUGCUCUUUCCAUUCUGAAUGAAUGUCAGAUUUGUCUGGAGAGGGAGAGAGAAAAAAAUUUGACCAAAAAAAUUGUAUCAUCUGUCCCCCCCAUCCAGUAUGAAGAUUGUGAAUUUAUUUUUCUGCCGGUGAGGAGUGUCAUGCCUGACUCCCGUGGAGUUUCUUUAGCUAAAUUUGUCAUGAAAAGAUUUUUUCAUGCUUCUUGGUAAUGUGAGAGAGUGCAUGAGGAAAGAAAGCCAGGCAUAUCAUAAUUAUAACCCUCUUAUGACUGGAAAAGAGAAAGAGGCAACAAUAAAACAGGGAGGAUGCAGAGAAUUACGGUUGAUAUAUUGUUUGUUAUCCGAAUGUUUUCUUUUUCUUUUUUUCCUUCCAAGAGAAAAAGAAUAAAUUCACUUUUCAUGAAUCCCACACAAUGAGUUUCAUCUUGUCACCAUCAUCUUUGAUCACUUCUGGUCUGGAGUCCACCAGGGGAAUGUG